AGAUUUUCUUUGGCCCAAACAAAAUCCCUAAACCCAGAAAAAACCCUAAAUCCUCAACGAGAAUCGGAAACUUUCGAUGUCCGCCGCCAGAUCCGUCCUACGUUCCGGUGUUAGCCGAGCCGCCGUUGCCGCAUUGAGGUCGACGAAACCUAUGCCGUAUUCUGCGCGGUCUUCGUUUAAGUUGCCUAAACAGAGCCCUCUCUCUCACCGCAUUUUCAGGUCUCCGGUGGAAUUGAGCUGCUGCGUCGAGACGAUGUUUCCGUACCACACGGCCACUGCUUCUGCUUUGCUCAAUUCGAUGCUCUCAGUUUCAGGGCGCUCCAUUUGGACUCUCCAAGGUACUUCGAAAGAGAAGGCAAAGACUUUAAUGUCUUAGCCAGUUUUGUUUCAUUUUCUCGUGAUUUGAUACCUAAGUAGCUGUUUUGGUGAAACUUGUUGUUGAAGAUGUAAAUUAUGAUGAAGAAUAGUGAUUUUGAUACAUAACUGUAUCCUUCAAUUUGUUGCAUUGUUAUAUCAUCUUCCUGUUUAUCAACCAUAUGCUUGCGGAUCUAUCUCUAGUCGUAAGGUUUUUGUAGAUUAAGUGUAGAGUUGGUAUGUUACUUUUGAAGGGUUUUUGUGUUGGUCUUAAAAGUUAUGUGCACUAAUUAAUGGAGGUUUCUAUAGAUUGAUGAGUUUCUGUUAAUUUCUGUAAUUCUCUGCCAUUGCUUGGUUUACUAGUUCUGUUAGGCUCUCUCUUGUUUAGGUGGAGCCUUAUUUUCAGUUUCAGUUCUCAACCACAUUUUGAUGUUUAACUUUGUCGCAGUUUUCACGAGUUGAGUUCUACUUCUUAUACAUUUACGAAUUUGUUGUUUUGGUAUGCAACUUGACGUUUAUGUUGGCAUUUAAUCUCCAUCUGCUUUCUUCGCCUUACUGGAGUAGUUGGGUUAGUAAAUUAAGAGACUAAAUCACAGCCUUACCUGUGGCAUGGUUUGACAAAUCUUGAACCAGAUUUCAAAUGUCUUACAUGUAAUGAGAAUCUCAACUUUUUCCUUUGUCAAGAAUCAAGAUGAUAAAAAGGACAAUAAUCAGGAGUGAUGUAAGCUAUCUAUCAUGUGUUCCUCUUGGAGUUAAGUCUUAGAUGGAAAAAUGGGAAAAUCUUGAUGUGUGCAUUAUGCGCUGUAGUGUUUUAGAUUAUGAUAGUGUUUCACAUGGAAUGCCAAUAGAAACUUUCAUGAAUCCUGCAACACUCUUUGCUCCCUCUAAUCACAUGAGCUUAUGUUUUCUGGAUACUGAUAUGAUGUUCUAUUUGCUCAGAUUGCAUUGAUGAUGCAUGAUGAAUCUCAAAUGAAGAGUGCAAGAUUGG
This is a messenger RNA of Arabidopsis arenosa, 1342 nucleotides long. The record is from the annotation of a GenBank genome assembly. NCBI's taxonomy places the organism in Eukaryota, Viridiplantae, Streptophyta, Magnoliopsida, Brassicales, Brassicaceae.